Eremothecium gossypii ATCC 10895 is the source of this 1329-nucleotide messenger RNA. RefSeq names its product homocitrate synthase LYS21 (gene LYS21). Bases 1 to 1329 code for a protein of 442 amino acids. The transcript is spliced from 2 exons. The record is from RefSeq and is marked provisional. Gene Ontology annotation, cellular component: mitochondrion. Gene Ontology annotation, molecular function: homocitrate synthase activity. Lineage: Eukaryota; Fungi; Ascomycota; Saccharomycetes; Saccharomycetales; Saccharomycetaceae.
AUGAGCCAAGGUAACGAAUUCCAUCAAGUCACAGAGGCAACGACUGCGCUGAAUAAUUUUCAGCAGAAUCCCUACGGUCCCAAUCCCGCGGACUAUCUGUCAAAUGUUGGCAGUUUCCAGCUGAUCGACUCCACGCUGCGCGAGGGUGAACAGUUUGCCAAUGCAUUUUUCAGCACCGAGAAGAAGAUUGAGAUUGCUCGGGCUCUGGAUGACUUCGGCGUGGAUUAUAUUGAGCUCACAUCCCCUGUUGCGUCAGAGCAGUCGCUCCGGGACUGCCAAGCCAUCUGCAAACUAGGGCUCAAGGCCAAAAUCCUAACGCACAUCCGCUGCCAUAUGGAUGACGCAAAGGUAGCAGUUGGGACGGGUGUCGACGGCGUUGACGUAGUCAUCGGAACCUCGAAAUUCCUGCGGCAGUACUCCCACGGCAAAGAUAUGAACUACAUCGCCAAAAGCGCAAUCGAAGUGAUCGAGUAUGUCAAGUCCAAGGGGAUCGAAAUCCGCUUCUCCUCCGAGGACUCCUUCCGCUCUGACCUGGUGGACCUUCUGAAUAUCUAUAAGACCGUGGACAAAAUAGGCGUCAACCGUGUCGGCAUCGCCGACACCGUCGGCUGUGCGAACCCACGACAGGUCUACGAGCUGGUCCGUACGUUGAAGUCUGUGGUUUCGUGCGACGUGGAGUGCCACUUCCACAACGACACAGGGUGCGCCAUUGCAAACGCGUACACCGCGCUGGAAGGCGGCGCUAAGCUAGUCGACGUCUCCGUCCUGGGCAUUGGGGAGCGGAAUGGAAUUACCCCACUUGGCGGUCUAAUGGCCAGAAUGAUUGUCGCAGCGCCGGACUACGUCAAGUCCAAGUACAAAUUGCACAAGAUCAGGGACAUUGAAAACCUGGUUGCAGAGGCUGUGGAGGUCAACGUGCCGUUCAACAACCCCAUCACCGGCUUUUGCGCAUUCACCCACAAGGCAGGCAUCCACGCAAAGGCCAUUCUGGCUAACCCCUCCACAUACGAAAUCCUCAACCCCAAUGACUUCGGGAUGACAAGGUACAUCCACUUCGCGAACCGCCUCACCGGCUGGAACGCGAUCAAGUCACGUGUAGAUCAGCUCAACCUCCACCUCACGGACGACCAGGUCAAGGAGGUCACCGCAAAGAUCAAGCAGCUCGGGGACGUCCGCCCACUGAACAUCGACGACGUGGAUUCCAUCAUCAAGGCCUUCCACGCGCAGAUCGCGACCCCCCGCGUCACGGCAAGGCCCGCCAACCGCGAGGAGGAGAUCAAUGGCUUUGACCUCGAGGCGCCGCCCCAAAAGAAGACCAAAAUACUAUAG